Molecule: messenger RNA, 357 nt
Organism: Symbiodinium pilosum
Lineage: Eukaryota; Dinophyceae; Suessiales; Symbiodiniaceae
Source: the annotation of a GenBank genome assembly
AUGCCAGAGGACAUCAUUAUUGUUUGUCCAUACAAUGCCCAAGUGGUCAUGAUCAGGUCCACCUUGGCUGCAGAUCCCACAAUGCGUGGAAUACGCACAGGAUCAGUCGAUCUUUUCCAAGGGCAGGAGGCUGCAGUGGCGCUUAUAUCGCUGGGUGCAAGUUGUGGGCGCUUGGCGUUCGUUCUGGAUCCCAACAGGACCAACGUGGCGCUAUCACGUGCGCGAGCGCUGGCUGUGGUGGUUGGCAGUCCUGCCUUGAGUGAGUGCCAGGUGGAGACUGUAGAAGAGUUGUCACUGCAAAGUCGCUACAUGAACUGGUUGCGGCAAGCUUUCACGCAAAGCACGCGUACAAGUUGA